This is a messenger RNA of Diprion similis, 1658 nucleotides long. Its product is annotated as methyl farnesoate epoxidase-like. Bases 112 to 1605 code for a protein of 497 amino acids. The record is from RefSeq and is a predicted model, not a curated record. Gene Ontology annotation, cellular component: cytoplasm; intracellular membrane-bounded organelle. Gene Ontology annotation, molecular function: iron ion binding; oxidoreductase activity, acting on paired donors, with incorporation or reduction of molecular oxygen, reduced flavin or flavoprotein as one donor, and incorporation of one atom of oxygen; heme binding. Gene Ontology annotation, biological process: xenobiotic metabolic process. The transcript is spliced from 8 exons. NCBI's taxonomy places the organism in Eukaryota, Metazoa, Arthropoda, Insecta, Hymenoptera, Diprionidae.
ACACUCCGAUAGAAUCAGCUCCGGUACUCCGGCAGCGGUCUUCUUCUCGAAUCUUAGCUGGAUGCUGCUACAGCAUUCGUUCGAUAUUGAGUCUCUAGUCUGCUUCGGAAGAUGUUUUCCGCUGCAAUAUUACUCGCAGUUUGUGCCUUCGUUCUAUUCUGUGUUUACGACUCCGUCAAGCCAGCCAAUUUCCCACCAGGACCAAGAUGGCUGCCGUUCGUGGGAUGUUUUCCACGCUUUUACCGUCUCCGAUCAAAGUACGGCUACGUGCAUUUGGCGAUGAGAGAUCUGGCUGAAAAAUACGGUUCGCUGCUCGGCAUCAAGCUCGGGAAACAGCGCAUUGUUAUAGUCAGUACGCACGAGCUGAUCAGGAAGGUUCUCACACAGGAAGAGUUUAACGGUCGUCCGGAUGGUUUCUUCUUCAGAGUGCGUGCCUUUGGAGAAAGGAGAGGAGUCUUAUUCACCGACGGGAUCAAGUGGUCUCAGCAUCGACGUUUCUCGCUUCGUCACUUGCGUUCAUUUGGAUUCGGUCACCGCCAAAUGCAGAACCAAAUCGUCACGGAGGCCGAAGAUCUGGUCAAGUUUUUGCAGAAUCAGAGCUUGCGAGGUCCCGUGCCAAUGCACGACGCCUUCGAUGUUGCAGUGAUAAACUCACUCUGGUUGAUGUUCGCCGGUAGACGUUUCGAUUACAGCGAUCAGAGGCUAACGGAGAUCCUACAAGUUACUCAUGACGCCUUCAGAUUGAUAGAUACUUCCGGUGGGAUUCUCUGUCAACUUCCGUUCCUGCGCUUCAUUUGCCCGGAACUAUCUGGCUACAACUCGUUGAUGACGAUACUGAGGAAACUAUGGUCUUUCCUUGCUGAGGAAAUUAACGAGCACGUCUCAAGUCUUCCGGCAGAUGAGCCACGCGACUUGAUCGACGCCUUUCUGAUGGAAAUCUCACAGAACGAGUCGAGUCACUCUAACGAUCAGUUCAAUCAUGAGGAGCUUCUUGUCUUAUGCUUGGAUCUCUUUCUCGCUGGAUCCGAGACGACUAGCAACACGCUUUCUACGAUGCUAAUAUAUCUCGUCCUGAAUCCCGAAUGGCUGGAAAAACUUCAGGUGGAACUGUCGAAGGUCGUUGGUAGAGACAGACCCCCGAGUACUGCGGAUCGUUCGUCUCUCCAUAAAAUGGAAGCAUUUUUAGCCGAAGUGCAGAGAUGUGUCUUCAUAGCGCCUCUGGGUGUUCCUCACAGGACAGUAAAAGACGUCUGCCUAAACGGAUAUCGCAUUCCGAAGGACACCGUGGUGCUGGUGAAUUAUUAUAGCGUGCAACACGAGAGGCUACAUUGGAAAGAUCCGGAAGUAUUUCGUCCGCAACGAUUUCUGAACGCAAAUGGAGUAUUUAUGCCGGACGAUUUCUCCAUCCCGUUUGGACUUGGGAAAAGACGUUGCUUGGGAGAAGUAUUGGCGCGAAAUAGUUUGUUUCUCUAUCUCGCCUACGUUCUGCACUACUUCGAUAUCAAGAUAUCGGAAAAACACGGCCCUCCCAACCCGAAUGGCAACGAUGGAUUCACCAUUUCACCGAAACCGUUUUAUCUGAUUUUGUCCCACCGAACUGGAUAAAAAUUAACUUCACUGGGAAAAGUUUCUCAUUGUGGUUUCUAUAAUACGAUCUU